Messenger RNA from Drepanopeziza brunnea f. sp. 'multigermtubi' MB_m1, 1692 nucleotides. RefSeq lists its product as uncharacterized. The record is from RefSeq and is a predicted model, not a curated record. Gene Ontology annotation, molecular function: transmembrane transporter activity. Gene Ontology annotation, biological process: transmembrane transport. NCBI's taxonomy places the organism in Eukaryota, Fungi, Ascomycota, Leotiomycetes, Helotiales, Drepanopezizaceae. Gene Ontology annotation, cellular component: membrane.
AUGAGAAAAGCUAAUAAUAAGCAAUUUCGGCUUACCGCUGACGACGCGUCCGGCUUGGUCAUGCUAGCGGGUCUGAAAGGCUCUUUGUCCUUGUCUGGGCGUGAUGCCGAGAAUGUCAAUGUCAAGUCAACAGCAUCCAUUUCCGAGGCCCCUACUCCAGACACGGACGAUGAAUUCCAUGCUCUUUCUCAAAAAGAAGUGACAGCACGUCAAGUGGCGCCUCUGGUGCUACUGUUAACUAGUGCUGCAUUCAUAAACACACUUUCGAUUCAGUCCGUCGUCAUUAUUCUGCCCGGCAUUACUGAUGAUCUUGAUAUCCCAGAAACAAGACAGCAAUGGAUCGUUUCGGCAUACUCGUUGACAGCGGGCUCGUUUCUUCUCCUGUCCGGAAAGCUAGGGGACGUGUACGGGAAACGAUGGCUGUUUAUCAUCGGCUGCUUCUGGUUUACGAUUUUCACUCUGGCAGUAGCGUUCAGCCCAGUUGAGAUAUGCAUGUAUAUCAUGAGGGCUUUGCAGGGUCUGGGAGCUGCGAUAACUGUUCCUACCGCAAUUGGAAUUAUCGGCUAUACGGUACCUCCCGGACGAAUUAAGAACUACAGCUUUGCAUUCUACUCCGCUGGGGCGCCUACAGGACAGGUAUUCGGGAAUUUACUGGGUGGGAUAAUUUCCCAAUACGCAGACUGGAAAGUGGUAUUCUUCGUAAUAGCUGGAAUGGGAUUUGCCAUCGCCGUCUCAGCCAUCUUCGUCAUUCAAAAAGAGCCCUCCCGAGGUCAAAGCACGGCGGACGCCCGAGCAGCAAGCGUCGACUGGAUAGGCGCUUUCUUUUUCACCGCGGGAGCACUCUUGCUACUCAUUUCUCUUUCAGAAGGGGCAUCUAGCGGAUGGGACACGCCUUACGUCGUUGUUCUCUUAAUCCUGGCGCUAUUGCUAAUUGCUAUCUUUGUUUACUGGCAACACUAUCUCGAGAGCCGGGCUCGUGAGCCUCUCAUGCGUACAUCGACGUUCCGGAACGUGCGAUUCUCCGUCGCGAUGGUAAUUGCCCUUAUCUUCUCAGCUGGAUUCACAAACUUUGUUGUCUACUCAACCUACUUCUAUCAAGACUAUCAAGGCCACUCACCAAUCCAAACUACACUUCGUUAUAUCCCACUGGGUAUCUUCGGCAUACUCGGUACCGUCGCAGCUGGCUAUUUGAUGGACCGUAUCAGAGGUAACUACAUUCUCAUCGUUGGCUUGACGCUGGGCACAAUUUCCAACAUCCUCUUCGCCGUCCCAAUCCCGCCCUCAACAAGUUACUGGGCCUACGCCUUCCUCGCGAUGUGCUUCGCGGGCAUCGGCGCUGACACGGUCUAUCCCUGCCUCGGUCUCUUCAUCACCCAGUCUCUCCCAAGAAAAGACCAGAGUGUUGCAGGCGCGAUGUUCCAGACCUUUGCAGGGCUUGGAAGGGCCAUGUUCUUGCCAAUCACUGCCACUAUCCAGGAUUUUGUGCAGAGGAAGCUCAGAAAUCAGGGAAAGGGGGAGCUUCCGGCGCUGCUGGAAGGGAUCAGGGCAGUGGAGUGGUUCUGUGCUGCCGCUAUGGGUUUCUGUUUGCUUCUGACGAUCUGCGGGCUGGGGAAUAUGGGGAAGAUUGGAUUGCUGAAAAAGCUGGGGACUGUGCAGUCAGACACCAAGGAGAAAGAUGAGGAGGUGAUAUAG